Molecule: messenger RNA, 2794 nt
Organism: Austrofundulus limnaeus
Lineage: Eukaryota; Metazoa; Chordata; Actinopteri; Cyprinodontiformes; Rivulidae
Product: protein kinase C iota type
Biological process (GO): establishment or maintenance of cell polarity; protein phosphorylation
Molecular function (GO): ATP binding; protein binding; protein serine/threonine kinase activity
Source: RefSeq, a predicted model, not a curated record
GCCCUCAGAUUAAAGGCUCCAGAGAAAGCUUGAAUUCUGACGGAGAGGAGAAAGAGAGAAAAUUCUUGCACCCUAACAAUGUGGCGCGGAGCAGCGGCGUCACAGGGAAGUCGGCCUCCAGCCUGGGCCUGGCGGACUUCGAGCUGCUGAGGGUCAUCGGCAGAGGCAGCUACGCUAAGGUGCUGCUGGUGCAGCUGAAGAAGACGGAGCGCAUCUAUGCCAUGAAAGUUGUCAAGAAGGAGCUCGUCAACGACGAUGAGGACAUUGAUUGGGUCCAAACAGAAAAGCACGUCUUUGAGCAGGCCUCUAAUCAUCCAUUCCUGGUCGGCCUUCACUCUUGUUUCCAAACAGAAAGCAGACUCUUCUUUGUUAUCGAAUAUGUAAAUGGAGGAGAUCUCAUGUUCCACAUGCAGAGACAAAGAAAACUCCCAGAAGAGCACGCCAGAUUCUACUCGGCAGAGAUCAGCCUGGCGCUUAACUACCUCCACGAGCGAGGAAUCAUCUACAGAGACCUGAAACUGGACAAUGUGCUGCUGGACUCAGAGGGACACAUCAAACUUACAGACUACGGAAUGUGCAAGGAGGGUUUGAGACCAGGCGACACAACAAGCACUUUCUGUGGUACCCCCAAUUACAUCGCUCCUGAAAUACUCAGAGGAGAGGAUUAUGGGUUCAGCGUGGACUGGUGGGCGCUGGGCGUUCUGAUGUUCGAGAUGAUGGCGGGCCGGUCGCCCUUCGACAUCGUCGGCAGCUCAGACAAUCCAGACCAAAACACAGAAGACUACCUCUUCCAAGUUAUAUUGGAAAAACAGAUCCGAAUCCCUCGUUCGUUGUCAGUCAAAGCUGCCAGCGUUCUCAAGGGAUUCCUCAACAAGGAUCCUAAGGAGCGUCUGGGCUGCCACCCUCAGACGGGCUUUGGCGACAUCAACGGCCAUCCGUUCUUCCGAAACGUCGACUGGGAGCUUCUGGAGCAGAAGCAGGUGGUCCCUCCAUUCAAACCUAACAUCUCAGGGGAAUUUGGACUGGACAACUUCGACGCCCAGUUCACCAACGAGCCCAUCCAGCUCACGCCGGACGACGAGGAUGUGGUGAAGAAGAUCGACCAGUCUGAGUUUGAAGGCUUCGAGUACAUCAACCCCCUGCUGAUGUCUGCGGAGGAGUGCGUGUGAGAGACCCGACGUGAACACCACCCACGCACACACCGUUCCAACUACGUGUUUACGUGUCUUCAAGCUGCAUGGUUACGAGACGACCCGGCGACAUCAGCCUUUUGUUCCAGGGCCGCACAUGCACACCAGAACGCUUAUUUGCCAAAACCAGUCUCACACUCUGCCAUUUAUAACCACUUGCCCUUAAACCUUCUUUUUUUAAUUAUUUUUUAUACACCAUGUAAAUCUCCUUCGUUGUCAGUACUCUUCAUCGGGGGGCCUCUCCUUUAGUAAACAACGUAGACAUAAAAGUUCUUCCAAGGUCGCCGUACGAGUGGGGGGCGAGUCACGGCCCCCCGCAGACUGAGCAUCACUAACUUUCAGCUGGUGGGGUGUUUUCAAUGCAGAUUUAUUUGUACAUAUAUACAUAAAGAAGAAAGUGCUACUGAGGACAAACAUUAGACAAGGCCUUUUCUUUUUGUUUGUUUUUGUUUGUUUUUUUCUUUUUUUUUAGCUUCAAGCCACAGUCGGACAAAAAUGACACCUUAUUUGUCACUUUUGAAUUAGCUUUGUCUUGUUUAUCCUUUAGAAAAUUAAAACAAUAUAACACUAGAUAAAAAAAUCUAUAUAUUUUUCUCAUAUUUUAUUUAACAUAUCAGUUAUAAGUGUGAACAGAUCCAGCCUGAGUAGGUGAACUAGAUCAGCGCUCAAAAUCUGGAAACGGUAACAAAAUAAGAGCUUCAGGUCCCUUCUCCACACAAUGAAGGAAAAUGAAACUGAAGUAUAAUGUUGAGUUUAUGCUCUCAAAACUGUGAAUGAAAGAGCUGUCGGGAAACGGGCUGGAGGAAUAGCACAAAGUACCUGAGCGCAGGUUUAUUGUCGCCGUGCAGAUUUUCCACAAAAAAAAGAAAAAAAAAAGAAAACACUCACACAGGACCAAAAAAUAAAUAAACAUUUUUAUGAAAAAUGUCUUUGCCGGUACUUGUUAGCUGGUACAGUAUACAUGAGGAAAUGUGCUGUCCUAGGUCAUAGAAUUUAUAUAUUCAGACUUUUUUUUAUCACUAUGCCUUUCUAAAACGUAUGUUCUAUUUUUUUUUUGUUUGUUUUUUGUAUUUUUUUCAUUCUAGUUCUUUUGUCAGAAAUCCAAAAAAAACAACAAAAAAAAACACUAAACUAUUGUUGAGACGUGUCCGAACCUACAACACUGAGCAGUCAGUUUUCAUCCUGAAACAUGGCUUUAAAAUCUGUUUCUUGUUUUUAUCUUAUUUUAUUUUACUACACGCAGCAUAGAAUUAAGAUUUUUGGAAUAAAUAUUUUAUAAAUCAGCUUUAAAACAAACAAAAGCCCCAAUGACCAUCCAUAUGUUUCGUGUUUGUUCAGAAUACAUUACAGGGGUUCACGUGGUCAUAGUCUUCUGUUACAACCUUUUUUUAAUUAUUAUUUUUGUUUGGCUUUGUUACUGUUGACUCAAAUUUAAAUAUUUCUUUCUUUAUCACUACAUUGAUUCCAAAAUGUUAAAGGGUGAACCCGAUAGAAACACUAUUGUAUUUGUUUUGCAGAUGAUCUGCAGGACUUUAUUAUUAGUGCUUUAAAGAAGGAAAAAAAAAGAUGGUAAAAUAAACAUUUUAUUUCUCUUGUGGUAAAAA